AUGGCCGAGUCCAAAAUUCCAGUAACUCAGGACGAGUUCAGCUGUUCAGUCUGUCUGGAAACACUGAGAGAUCCAAUAACUACACACUGUGGACACAGUUUCUGUAUGGUGUGUAUUAAUAACUGCUGGGAUCAGGAGGAUGAUAAGGGAACAUACAGCUGUCCACAGUGUAGACAAACAUUCACUCCAAGACCUGUUGUGAGUAAAAACAUUAUUCUGACUGGAGUUGUGGAGAACCUGAGGAAGAGAAAAUUCCAAGAUCCACUUCCUUCUGGACCUGAAGAUGUGGAGUGUGAUUCCUGCACUAGGAAAAAAUACAAAGCAGUUAAAUCCUGUCUGGUGUGUUUGGCCUCUUUCUGUGAAACUCACAUCCAACUUCACUAUGAAUCUCCUGCUUAUAAGAAGCACAAGCUGGUUGAAGCCUCCAGACGACUCAAGGAGCAGAUCUGCUCUCAGCAUUAUAAACUUCUGGAGGUUUACUGUCAUACUGAUCAGCAGUGUAUCUGCAUGUUGUGCACCAUGGAUGAUCAUAAAGGACAUGAUACAAUAUCAGCUGCAGCAGAAAGAACUGAGAAACAGAAGCAGCUGCUGGAGAUCCAGAGAAAAUUCCAGGAGAAAAUCCAGAACAGAGAGAAGGAAAUUUGUGAGUUGAUAAUCGCCGUGGAGUCUCACAAGUGUUCUGCACAGACAGCAGUGAAGAACAUUGAGAGGAUCUGUACUGAAUUAAUUAACUCAAUUAACAGAAGAUGCUCUGAGCUAAAAGAUCUGAUCAGAGAUCGAGAGACAGCAGAAGUAAGUCGAGCUGAAAAAGUCCUGAAGCAGGUGGAGCAGCAGAUUGUAGAGCUGGAGAGGAAAGAUGCUGAACUGGAACAGCUUUCACACACAGAGGAUCCCGUCCAUUUCCUCCAGAAUGUUAAGUCUCUCGAUGUUCUUAUCCACACUUUCUGUCCUGGAACCAGAAUGGAUGUUUGUCGGUUCACACUGGAUCCAAACACAGUAAAUAAAAACCUCCGUCUGUCUGAGGAGAACAAAGUGGUGACCUGCAGUGGAACAUUCCAGUCGUAUCCUGAUCAUCCAGAUAGAUUUGAUAGUUACUACCAGGGUCUGUGUAAAGAGAGUGUGAGUGGACGCUGUUACUGGGAGGUUGAGCUGAGUGGGAAUAAAAUGAUUUUUAUAGCAGUGUCAUAUAAAAGCAUCAGCAGGAAGGGAGAUGGUGUUGAGUGUGUGUUUGGACGGAAUGAUCACUCCUGGAGUUUGUUAUGUUCUCCAUCCAGUUUUUCAUUCUGGCACAAUAACAAAGAGACUGAAAUUCCCAUAAUGCCGAGUUCCUCUAGAAUAGGAGUGUAUGUGGAUUAUGAAGCAGGAACUCUGUCCUUCUACAGCGUCUCUGAUACAAUGAAGCUCCUCCACAGAGUUCAGACCACGUUCACUCAGCUCCUCUACCCGGGGUUUGGUCUUUAUUAUGGAUCAGAAGUGAAACUGUCAGAUUUAACAAAUUAAAUGUAAAAUUUACAUGAAA
This is a messenger RNA of Trichomycterus rosablanca, 1519 nucleotides long. Its product is annotated as E3 ubiquitin/ISG15 ligase TRIM25-like. The record is from RefSeq and is a predicted model, not a curated record. The transcript has 6 exons. The coding region runs from base 1 to 1500 and encodes 499 amino acids. NCBI's taxonomy places the organism in Eukaryota, Metazoa, Chordata, Actinopteri, Siluriformes, Trichomycteridae. Gene Ontology annotation, molecular function: zinc ion binding; protein binding.